Messenger RNA from Guillardia theta CCMP2712, 342 nucleotides. RefSeq lists its product as hypothetical. The record is from RefSeq and is a predicted model, not a curated record. Lineage: Eukaryota; Cryptophyceae; Pyrenomonadales; Geminigeraceae. The transcript has 2 exons. The coding region runs from base 1 to 342 and encodes 113 amino acids.
AUGCGCGGGGAUGACAUGGAGGGUAGCGCGGAGAGAUUCGGAAGGGCAGCCUACUUGAUCUUUGACACUGUCAAGGGGGCCUGUCAAUCUCCUACAUGCUAUAGCUCUGGGCUGGAGCUCCCCGCAGCUGGCUUCUCCGAGCUCGGAGUUGUCUUCACGGUUUCUUGGAUUACGAGGAAAUAUCUCCGUACAGGGUCUUCGGGCUUAGCUGCGGCAGUUUCGUCGCCGUCAACGGCAGUCUCGGUCUCGGUUCAUAGUGCUGAUCAAGUCGACGUCAAGACCAAGCUCAGGCCGCGUCUCGAGGAAGCAUGGAAGUGCUGUGCGGACGAGGUAACACAUUGA